This is a messenger RNA of Archocentrus centrarchus (flier cichlid), 3782 nucleotides long. RefSeq names its product CD48 antigen-like. NCBI's taxonomy places the organism in Eukaryota, Metazoa, Chordata, Actinopteri, Cichliformes, Cichlidae. Gene Ontology annotation, cellular component: membrane. The record is from RefSeq and is a predicted model, not a curated record. Bases 64 to 1071 code for a protein of 335 amino acids. The transcript is spliced from 11 exons.
CUAAUAUUAUAAGCCGGCUUUUAUUGUCACUCGUGUCGUUUAUUUAUUCGUUUAAUUAAGAAGAUGCGGCUACCGCUGGGUUUGCUGAUCACGUGCUUCAUGAGCGGAGCAGCAGAGACGGUCGACAUGUACAAGAAAGGAGGCGUAGCUGUGCUGUCACCAGGCACCGUUCCCGGUCCCAUCACCAGCGUCACAUGGAAACACGGCGCGGACAUCGCUGUGGAGUGGUACGGAGAGCAACUGGACGCGUACAGAGACUUCAGAGGUCGCUGUGAGGUGAACCUCACCACUGGAGCUCUGAUGAUCUCAAACCUGAGUCUGAAGGACAGCGGCAGCUACACGGCAGAGAUCAACAACAGAGUCAUGGAAACGACUGAAAUCAAAGUCAUCACCGCCGUCCCCAAACCCACCAUCUCCACACACUGCAACCCUGAGGAGACUCAGUGCACUCUCACCUGUAACGCUAACAUACCUGAAACUGCAGGAUCCGUCACCUACUCCUGGAUGAUGGGCGACGUGGUGAAACCUGCAACGAAGCAGCUCGACAUAACAAAGGACGAUACAGAGUCUGUUGGAAAACUGAUCAGCUGUCAGUUGAAAAAUCCAGUCAGCAGUGAACGCAGUGACGACAUCAUGAGCCCGUUCACAAACGGGCCUUCAGUGGCUGUGAUCGCAGCAGCAGUAGUGACUUCAUUGAUUGUGUUGGUUAUUGUCCUGGGACUCCUGGUCCACUGCCGGAUUUGGUGUAAUCACAGAGCAGAAGGUAAAAAUGCAGGUUGUCGUCAGAACGUUGCCUGGUUUAAGAGAAGGAGUUGGCUAAAUUGUGGGGGGGGUCCAGAAUACACACUGGCUCAAGAACAGAGGAAUGGAGUUGCAGAAACAGCUGCUCAGGACCUGACACCUGUUGAGCUUCCAGAGACCACCAGUGACCCUGAAACUACCUCAGAAGUCCAAGAAGAGCUCGAAGGGGACCAAACACCUCCAGGAGUCUGCAGUGAAACAGGAGGAGGAGACAACAUAGGACCAAAGCUGAGGACCAAAGAUUUCUUCAUGCUGUGUGACUCGCUGUGACCUCUGCACCAAAACAAGGGUUUAAAUUCAGAGGAAUAUGUUUGCAAAGUACUCAGCCAAACAUUCGUCCUGAUUCUUGGGAAUGAGUGCAGGCAGGUUUUCUGCCUGUGAAUGGCUCUGUGUGUUUGAUUUUGUAUAACCAAACACAGAGCAAUGUUACAUGUGUGGAUUUUAUCUGAGAGAAAGGCAGCUGGAAAAAACAGACACACAAGAGAGAAUAGUGUUAUUGCUAUUAUUAUUAUUAAAUCAUGCAUUUAGGUUUUAUCAAACAUUCCAAGCUCAGCUUUUUAAUGAUAAAAACAUGCUUGCAUUUCAAUAUUUAUCAGUCAGAAAUCCAAGAAAAUUCCAGAUGUAAGAAAUCAGUCAGUCUUGGAUUUUUGCUGCACAGAUUACUUAUGGCAGCUGAGUUCUUUUGCCACGCCUCAUAAUAAUUUGUAGCAGGCUUAGAGGGGAUGUGAGGGGCAACUCAAAUGACUAGCAGUGUUAAUGACCGACAGAUGAAGAGAGCAGGGGUGUCAUACUUAUUUUAGCUCAUAAAGCUGUGUUUGAUUUCUGGUGGGCUUGACCAGUAAAACCAGUAAUAAGAGUUUUUCCUCUCUAAAGAAUUAUAUUCUGCAAACAUUCACCAGGACCAAGAUUUUACACCAGCUGCAACCAUAAGCCAGAGCAAAGACACCUCUCAUCUGGCUAAAGAAAUUCUUUUAUUUCUUCUUAAAUUAUGUUCUUAUUUAAUGAGUGGUCUGAUUUCAAACAACAGGAAGAUAAUAAGCAGCCUGAGAUCUCUUAAGCACUUUAUAUUAUGAGGGAAAGCCCGUGCAAUAAUUACAGAGAAAGCCCAACUAUCAAAACGACCCUCUAUGAUCAAACUCCCUUUAACAGGAAGAAACCUCCAGCAGAGCCAGGCUCAGGGAGGGGCAGUCAUCUGCUGUGACUGGUUGGGGCUGAGGGGAGAGAGAGACAGGACUGCAGUGCAUGACCAGGAUCUGCAUAAACUUACUGAAAACUUAGUUGUAUAACAGGGAUGAUGCCUGUAGGGCUGUCAUGAAUUCAGAUUUUCAUUAUAUGACUAUACAAUAAUAAUAACAUUGUAAUAUCGUUAUACAUGUGAAAAAAAAAAUAGUGAGGUGCCAAAAUCAUCCUCAGCUUUAUUUGUCUUCAGUAUUUCCCAGAACAGGAGACGAGUAAAGAAAGUCCUGCAGGUCUGAGCAGCACUGAAGGGACAGAGGAGCCAGCAUUAGCUCAACAAUAACAUGUGAAACUGCUGCUGGAUUAUUUAUGCUAUUAUGUGUGAGCAUAACAUGAAGUUUUCAUUGUUAAAUAUCAAUGUGAUAGUUAAUACUAAAAUAAUGAAGUUUGCUUUUACUCUCUAAAAUACUGAUAUUACUAAUAACUGCUGCUUUGAAGUAGAAUAAUGCUCGCAGACCAAGCUUUUAAGGUACAAUAUCUUGAUUCAUACAUAAAAACAAACUACCAAGAAGCACUAAAACAACAGACUGAUAUGAAAAAUGAAAGGAGGGAAUCAAAUAUGACUAAAGGAUCAAAAGCUUUGUAGCACUGAGAGUUUGUUCUUUAAACUGGAGGAGUGACUUUUAGCACCUGCUGCUGCAGUAAAGGAAACUGUUAGUGGUGCAAAAUCCUCCAUUACUGAUGCAAUUAAAGCUGCUGUUAGAGAUUUUUUUUUUCUUCAGCAAAGGCCGUGUGAUCAAUCACAUGUGACGUAUUCCAGGUACAGAAAAAGAGGCGAAGUGUGUUUGUUUUUGUGUGUUAUUUUGUGGCUUUAUCACAGUUACCUCAGAAUUGAAAUGUUCAUUGAGUUCAUUGCAAACACACAGUUAUAGUUUGAACACUUUAAUGGUGCAGAAUGCUGCCUGUGGUGCACUGGAACAUAUUCAGACACUAACUACAGCUGCACCAGCAUCUCAGUGUUCAGACUUUACUUCAGCUCAGUUCAGUUUUAUUUCUAUAGUGUCAAAUCACAACCAGGUGUUUUUCAGUGCAGCCCUCUGCAGCUUGAUCAUUUUAUUUUCCAUCAAACGAUGCAGCAUCCUUUCAUUCCUGUCAGUAUAAAUAUGGAUAUCAGUGUUGAUAUUUUUCUGUUGAGCUUUUUGUGUUUUCAGUGUAUUUAAGAAGGUGCUCCUGCUUUUUAGAUUUUCAUGCUGCUGCAGGUGAAUUAUUUAUUUUUUUAAUAAAGUCAAUUGUGGGAAUACUAAACAGGUAACAUUAAAUAUUCAUAAAGGCAUUUUUGGUAAAGAUUAUCUGCUGUUUUUCUGUUUGUUGUGUUCAUGCUGUCAGAUGUUGUUAAUGUGUGAAUAUGUGAAUUUGUUAUUUCUUUUUGUUACAUUUUUUUUAAAUAGACUACUUAUUAUUGUUUGCAUUGUUGAUGCUAAAUCUUGAUGUGUUAAUGCAAUAAAGCCACGACAGACUGCCGCAGCCUUACUGUAAGCACAUAAAAAUCUGCAGCCUCAGAUGCCUUUGUUUAUUUGUUUGUUUGUUUAUUCAGAGUGCCUUUACUGCACUGAGAGCUCUCUGGUUUCAGGUUUAGUAGAAAGUGUGCCACCCUCAGUGCAGUGGGUCACAUUAUUGUGACAUUUGUCAGGACACAAUCACAUAUGAGCCUUUUCUCACCCUCUGGGUGAUGUGACAUGCUGUGAAAGUGACUUAAAUGUUUGAAUGUCUGCUGGUUGUAAUCUGGAUUAUGGGAACGAGUUUAA